Molecule: messenger RNA, 1113 nt
Organism: Corylus avellana
Lineage: Eukaryota; Viridiplantae; Streptophyta; Magnoliopsida; Fagales; Betulaceae
Source: RefSeq, a predicted model, not a curated record
AUGGCACCCCCGACUCGCAGCCGUACUAACAACAUCGAGGAGGGUCAUACCGAGGGCAACGAGGCUGGGAACGGAGGAAACACCACUGCCAACCAGCAACCGGAAGCUUUGACUGCGUUGGCGGCGCAACUUGUGAGCUUACUGGCAAUGGGUACCAAUACCAAGGGAGGAACAUCCAGUGAAGGGCAGCAAGGGUGUACUUUCGGAAACUUUAAUCGGCAACGCCCUCCUGUUUUUGAUGGACAACCCGAUGCAAUAGCUGCCGAAAACUGGGUCUUACAAAUAGAGAAGCUGAUGGAUGUGAUGAACUGCACCGAAGAACAGAGGGUCAAGUAUGCUACCUUCUACCUCACUGAGGGAGCUGAACGGUGGUGGACCGCUCAGAAGGAACACCUGCAACAACGACUAGGAGCAAUCAUUCCCUGGAUGGACUUCAAGGAGGCGUUCUUGGAGCGAUUCUUUCCUCAAACUACUCGACAGGCCAAGGCCCAGGAAUUUACAGAUUUGAUUCAAGGAUCAAUGACGGUGGAGCAAUAUGCUGCCAAGUUCAUUGAACUUUCUCGCUUCGCGCCUUACUUGGUGUCCACAGAAGAGCUCACAGCAAGAAAGUUUGAACGAGGGUUACAGCCGCGCAUCAUGAAUCAGAUUGUGGGAUUCGAGAUUUGCAAAUUGACAGACUUGAUCAACAAGGCGGCAGUAAUUGAGCGGACACAGAGAAUGAACUCGGAAUACUUUAAUCAGAAGAAGAGAACUGCACCGCAAGGAAACCGCUCAGGGGGACAAUCAUUCAAUGCCAAUAAGAGGAGACUUAACCAACCAGCAGAGAGGAGUUACACACCUCAGCAAUUCCAUAACCAAAGAGGGGGCGAGCAACGCCCUUCCUGCCAGAAGUGCGGUAGGAUGCAUAGUGGGAAUUGCCUCUACGGGCAAGCAGGCUGCUUUAAGUGCGGGAAACCUGGACAUAUCGCGAGAGACUGUAGGACUCCUGCCAACAACCAAGCCAAUCAGAACCGCUCAGAGGGACAGAGAACCACGGCACCUGCUCGGGGGCAACACACUCGUUUGUGUCGUAUUUCUUUGUUAAAGCCUGCUGUCUGGAGUCUGAAGCCUUAG